Molecule: messenger RNA, 3593 nt
Organism: Bolinopsis microptera
Lineage: Eukaryota; Metazoa; Ctenophora; Tentaculata; Lobata; Bolinopsidae
Product: proton-coupled zinc antiporter SLC30A5-like
Exons: 8
Coding region: 1-2397 (798 amino acids)
Biological process (GO): intracellular zinc ion homeostasis; zinc ion import into Golgi lumen
Cellular component (GO): Golgi apparatus; membrane; cytoplasmic vesicle
Molecular function (GO): zinc ion transmembrane transporter activity
Source: RefSeq, a predicted model, not a curated record
AUGUUGAGUCGGGGCAGGAACCACUCGCAGGAACUAGGUAGAAUAGGGCAGAGCAAGUUAGGACCCUUCCUUCUGAUGCUGGUUUUCAGUAAACUGCUCUUUGUCAGUGGAACAUUUGUAUCUUUUGACAUUUUACAAUCUGCAGCUCUUCUUCAGGUGAUAAGCACACAGCUGAUGUGCAGUGCUGUACUGUACGUCAUGCUUUACCAACCACUCAACGUCCUCCGAACUCUAUCCAAACAAAACCUCAUCAAGGUAUUGUUUAACGGGGCCUGGUACGCCGGUGUAAUGCUGCUUUGGGGUACUGGUCUACGUCUUGUUGGACCCAUACGAACAGUUCUGCUGUUUGACCACCACGAGACUAUUGUGCUAGCUUGUAUAUCCUACCUCCUUGCUGGUAACGAUAAAGACAAGUCACGUGGGUCCAUGUUGUUUGUGGGGGGUCUCAUUAUGUUGCUGUUCCUGGAUAAUGACGCGGCACUAGACCACCACGUCGAGUCGGGGGAGGAGAGUUAUGUGGUACAUGCCCUCUACGCUAUGUUCGAUCAGCUUGGAGUACCGGACCACAAACACGGAGUACUGGUUCUAAUCCUGGCGCUCGUGCUGUCCGCUCUUCAGAGAACAUACCAGAAGAAAUUAGCCGUGGAAACAGGAGGUAACAAGAAGCUACAUGCCCUGACUGUCCUAGUAUCUGGUUGUCUCCUCUUCCUACCGACUGUGUUCCAGCUAGUUGGUGCUCCCAGCUCAAACAACGGGGUGUGGCUCUCUUCUGUCCUGCCCUGGUCUAUCCUCAUCGCUAUCUCUGUGGUGGCAAACUAUGUGAUAGAUGGACUGACGAUCAGUAAACUGGACACGAACAGAGUUGUAAAAUACAGCACUAUUAUCUCCUUCGUUGUUACUCUUGUCUUAGGAUAUUUCUGGCACGGACCUCUAAUCCUAGUGAACGGGGAAACUAGCGAUACUUCGCACCAUCACAUCUCCGGAGGUGUCCUGAUUGCUACCAUCCUCCUCACCCUCGCCACUAUACGUCUCUCCAAACCCUCCGGUCCAAACCACGGCACUUUCAUCGGAUACGCAGAAUCAGGCCUUCCCAUGUACACAUUCGAUAAAAAAGCGGACGCUUCAACGGUUAUACCGUUUAUAAAAUCUACACUUCAACAGAUAAUGAGCAGCAGUGAUUCGAGGCAGAUAUUUUAUUUUCUCUGUAUAAAUCUCUUCUUCUGUGGAGUGGAACUGCUGUAUGGAAUCUGGACGAACUCGCUUGGUCUCAUAUCGGACGGUUUCCACAUGCUGUUUGACUGCGCAGCGCUUCUCGUGGGAUUGUUGGCGGCCCUGAUGCAGAAGUGGCCCAAGACGCGGGUUUACUCGUACGGGUUUGCGCGUGUGGACAUGUUAUCAGGAUAUGUUAAUGGACUGCUGUUGUGUGUUGUAGCCUUCUUUGUCUUCAGUGAGGCUGUUGAGCGACUGGUUGAUCCUCCUGAGAUUAGCACAGAUAGACUGUUGAUAGUAUCUGUAGCGGGGCUUGGUGUCAAUCUUAUCGGAAUAUUUGCGUUUAGUCACGCCCACACGCACGGGGGCGCUCCAUGCGCCGGACAUGACGCACCUCCCAAAAAAAGUAGCGGUCACGGACACAGUCACGACGGUGGUCAUGGGCAUAGUCACGAUAGUGGUCAUGGGCAUAGUCAUGGAGCGGAAAAAUGUGCUGAUGAUCACGCUGGUCACGGACACAGUCAUGAUGAAGGUCACGGACACAGUCAUGAAAGUGGUCACGGACACAGUCAUGACGGUGGUCACAGUCAUGAAGGCAACAACGGCAAAGGGAAUCAUGGUCACAGUCACGGUGGUGGAAGUACAGAAAACAGAAAUCUGCAGGGAGUAUUCCUUCACAUUAUGGCGGAUACUCUAGGCAGUGUGGGAGUAAUUAUCUCAUCCUUACUCAUAGAAUAUUUCGGCUGGUACCGAUCUGACCCAAUAUGUUCUAUGGUUAUCGCAGUUCUCAUUUUCCUAUCAGUAAUCCCUCUUCUCAAGGACUCUGUCCUGGUUUUACUCCAGCGUGUUCCUCAAGAGAAAGAAGGAAGUUUCUUCGAAGCACUAGAUGAGAUUAACAAGAUAGAAAACGUGAUGAAUGUUUACGAUCCUCAUUUGUGGCUCUACUCGAGCAGUGUGCUAGUUGCUUCAGUCAGAGUGUACGUCAACGCACGUGCAAACGAACAGCGCGUUAUCUCCCAAUCUAGAGACAUACUCAUUGACCACGGAUUUUCCGAGUGCAGUGUGCAAGUAGACAAAGAAUUGUUCAGAAAAGCAAUGAGGUCCUAUGGACCUUCUUUGCUGGAUUCGGCUGAGAAAUAUAAUCUAGGAGCCUAUUCAAGGAACGAAAAUAUACUGAGGAUAAACUAGAAUGGGUUAAAUCAUAUAUUGGAUAGUUUCAUUUAGUUAAUUUUAUGAGAAGCACGAUUAAACAACUAUUGAAAGAAUUCGGUAAAAACUAAGAUAAGUAAUGUAGAGUAAAUGAGAAAUUGUGAACAUUAAAUGAGUUAAAAUUGUGCAAUGCGAAAUGGACCUGAUAUUUGAAUUAAUCCUUAAAUGCUUUCUUGUGGCUUUACUUUAUUAUUCCGAAUAAGGCGAUGUUUUUAAAGCACUCUCGUCCUUUAAAUUUGUCCUUCUCGAGAUUGGUCAAAUUGUGAUCCUUUGUGGUUUGAAGAACCACCGUACUGCACUUUUUAGAAAUUUUAAAAUCUUCGCGAUAAAUUUUGAAGCAGUUUCAACCUAAAUCGGCUGAAUGAAUUAGAGUAGGAUUAGGCCUUUUCUAAAUUGUAACAUUGUUUUUGGAAUGGGUAGUUAUAUCAAUGACGUCAAAUCAAGUUUUUAUAGUUUUUAAAACUACUGCUCAUCGAGAUGACGUUAUCAAUUAUUUCAGAUUAAUUUUGUGAAAUUAUUUCAGCUGAGCUGAGGUAAGUAUUGAAAAUAACCACAGUAAAUAAGACAGCAACAAAUUUUCUUGCAAUUUUGAUUCACAAGAAUCUAAAAAAUUCCGAUACAACUGAUCCAGAUUUCAGAUUAAGAUCAGUUAAAUAACAUUAAACUUGGUAUAUUUGAUAAUUCAUAUUUAUGGUAGUAAUGCAUGAUUCUGGUUUAUGUUAUAUCAUUUUGUAGAAAACUGUUUUGUGUAGAAAUUGGAUAAAUGAUUUUGGGGAACAUUACCACAAUCGUGGCGACGAGGAAAUGUUUUUAUGUAGCUGUCUGAAUCCAUGUUAAAUCACAUCUGUAACUUUUCUUGAAAUAUUCAGUUACUAAAAUGAUAAUCACUAUUAUUUGUCCACUUUAACAGCUGUGUCAUAAUGCCCAAAUACUGGUCAGAUAGGGCAGUCACGUUGAAAUAUAGCAUAUCGUGUACGGCGCCAGGAAUAAAUUAUGCAGAUUGCGGCUGCGCACGAGCGUUUAUACGGAAAUUUUGUAGUUCUCUUUUAACUUGCGUGGCAGAUGGUUAGCCCCAAGAUCGUCCGUAACAAGGCGUGGCAGCGAUCUGAUCUCAAUAACUGUUCCUAGGUUGCCAAAUUUUAAAUAGAUAAUAUUAUACAUAUGUUAGUUUCGCC